Linum trigynum is the source of this 6359-nucleotide messenger RNA. The record is from the annotation of a GenBank genome assembly. NCBI's taxonomy places the organism in Eukaryota, Viridiplantae, Streptophyta, Magnoliopsida, Malpighiales, Linaceae.
CAAGUUGGCUUACCUUGUUGCAAUGUUCAGACAUCUCAUGAGCUCAAAACGAGAUAGUUCAUGAGCCGAACUAACACAAGCCACCUAAUCGAGCUAGUUCACGAGCCUCAUGAGCCGAACAAUGUCGAGAUCAAGCUCGGCUCGUUAAUAAACGAAUCAAACUUUUAUUAAAUCGGACGAGCUUUUAUCGAGUUCGAGACCGAGCUGUAUGCGAAUAGCUUGGUUCGUUAACAACCCUAAAGUUUAGUGACCGGUUUUGUAAUUGACCCGGGUUUUGGGUAGUGGGAGCCCUUGGGGGCUUUUCAGUGUUUGGGGGCUUUUCAAUCCUAUACUGCCUCACCAGAGCUUGGGUUUCCCUCCGCCGUCUCCAAUUCCCUCUAUCCUCACAAGCUCCUCCUCAAGGAAGAGUAAGGGAAAACAAUCCCUUUUCGCAACCUUUUCCUCAAUUUCUUCCUCCCCUGUAUCUGAUCUUUCACUCUGAUGCCCUCUUUUCGAUUCAGAUUCGUGAGCAAUUUCAAUGGCUUGAGGUCGCCUCGCUUUCCGCUAUCGUCCCUGUACGUUUUCCCCCCUUUCGUCCUUUUCAAUUCCCUCCCUCGCCAUUUUCUUCUCUUCAUUUCAAUGAUAGCUGCUGCAACUUCUCUGUUGUUUCUGCGGUAUUGGGUUAGGCUCUGUUCCUUCUCCGACGCGGCGUUCUGCUUCAGCCCACAAGAGCAGUAAGUCGAGCGAGAGAGAAAAAGCUUGGUGCUUUUGAUGGGAUCUCACUGAUAGUUUGCUAAAUUUCGUGUCUUUUUGUUUGAUUAUCAACUUUUACAGAUGCAACGAAGAGAGAUGAUGAUGAUGAUGAUGAAAGUUGCUGCCUUUGGAUUUCCUUUUCCCCUCAUUGUCCCCAACUCUUAUGGUCCUGACUGUAAGUAAGUAAGUAAUCUCUUCCAUGCUCUUAUGCUGCUUCCUGGACUCAAAUUCUGAUCAUAGUAUAGAUCAUGAGAUUUCAAUGUGAUCCCUUUGUAGCAUAGUUGAGUUGAGAGUGGAGUCCGAUAUUGAAAUCCAAGUAAGGUUAUCUGCUGCAUUUGCAUUGGAGACUGAUAAUUGCAUGACUGGUUUGGUUAGCUAUAGAAAGCAGUUGGUUCCAUUGUGCUUAAAUAAUUUUGCAGCUUGUAGUUUAGAAGGAGACAUAACCUGUGCAUCUGAUAUAUGUGACAGGUUCUAGCAGAUUGGAUGUAUGUGUUGGCCAUCGCUCUGGCGGUACUGAUUUUAUCUCUGGUCGCUAAAACGCAGAACUUGUAAGCCCUCAGAUUCUGCUCAAUGUUAUGUACUUUGUAUUUUUCGGUAUCCAAAAAUACUCAUCUGAUUAUGGCAGUUCAGGUUAGAAUGGAGAACUUACGUCUGAUUGCUACUUCUGAAUCUGUUCAGUCAGGUUUGCUUCAUUUGCAUCGAAUUCUGGGUCGGCCUCUCAGCUUAGAACAAACAUUUCAUCGUACAGGGUCAAUGUGGUACACAACCUAAGUCUAAAUCACUUUUGCUUUGACUUGAUUUUACCUUAUUAGCUUUAGCCCUUACGAGAUUGACUGUCUGCUGCAGAUGAUUGUGACUUGCUUGUGUAUAUGGGCUGUUGAUUUCUCAGGAGACACGCGAAGACAGAAACUUAUGGCACUAGCUUGGUAGGAUUUAUCAUACCCUCACAUAUUCAUAUGAUAACUUUUUAUGUUUGAUGUAAUUCUGCUUGCUCAUUGAUUAUAAGUGUUCUGUGAUUCUUCUAGAUUGACAAAUUCCCUAGUGUCACGGGAAGCUGGGAAAAACUCAAAGCUACAUUCAAACUAUUGCCAAACUCAACUGCCAAACUCAGCUACCAUCAUUCUUAACUUCAAAGAUGAUAAAACUAGAGGAAAAGCGGACAUGUGUUACUGAUUUUCUUGUCCUUGGACUUGAUUGACACCAUUUGCCCCCUGCUCUCCAGCUUCCCCUUGCGCUCCAUCUUACGCCAGCUGUGCCGCCUGCGCUGCCUCUGCCGCUACCGCCAGCUCCGCCCUACCUGAACCAAAUUCAUUAAAUCAGUAUAAAACAUUGAAAUUAUAGGGGCAUAAUUGAUUAUCCAAGAAUCAACCUCUCUCUUCUUUCACACACAUCGUACCUUGCAAGCUUUUCCUCUGAUAUCCUUCUGUUUUUGGCGUUCUUCUUUGCGUUGAUUUUGCUUUUCUUCUUGUCGAUGCUUGGUCGUUUGUCACCUUUCUCAUUCUUGGUAGAACCUGCCAUUGCAAGAGUUAAUAAGCUAGGGUUCUUGACAAGAGAAUUGUGUUUGCAAUUGGGGUUUUGAACGGCGGGUGUUUCUGCAAGCUGGGGAGUGAUAGCGACGAUGGGUACUGUGUUCUCACUUAUAACACAAGGGUGAAUUAGGGAAAACAAGGUGUGUGUUUGUUGCCUCUUCCAAAUUAGGGAAAACAAUAUAAAUAUGAGAAAACACUGUGGAAAAUGGAAGAGGCAACAAACAGACAUCUUGUUUUCCCUAAUUCACCCUUGUGUUAUAAGUGAGAACACAGUACCCAUCGUCGCUAUCACUCCCCAGCUUGCAGAAACACCCGCAGUUCAAAACCCCAAUUGCAAACACAAUUCUCCUGUCAAGAACCCUAGCUUAUUAACUCUUGUAAUGACUGGUUCUACCAAGAAUGAGAAAGGUGACAAACGACCAAGCAUUGACAAGAAGAAAAGCCAAAUCAACGCAAAGGACGCCAAAAACAGAAGGAUAUCAGAGGAAAAGCUUGCAAGGUACGAUGCGCGUGAAAGAAGAGAGAGGUUGAUUCUUGGAUAAUCAAUUAUGCCCCUAUAAUUUCAAUGUUUUAUACUGAUUUAAUGAAUUUGGUUCGGGUAGGGCAGAGCUGGCGGAAGAUGGAGCGCAAGGGGAAGCUGGAGAGCAGGGGGCAAAUGGUGCCAAUCAAGUCCAAGGAUAAGAAAAUCAGUAACACAGGUCCGUUUUUCCUCUCGUUUUAUCAUCUUUGAAGUUAAGAAUGAUGAUAGCUGAGUUAUAUAUGAUUCCACAUGAUUAGUUUGUAAGAUAAUUAUGAUGAAAGUAAUGGAUGAUUUUAGGUCCAUCAAGGUUACUGAAAAUAAAUCAAUACUAAGAAGAACAUUUCUUUGCUAGCUAUUAGCGAGUUUCUACAAUUGUAAGUGCUCUUCGGAAGAAAAACCAAAUGAAUGUCAAAGAUCACCAAUCAAUUAACUUGGUUUACCUGACCUAUUUGUACUCAGGGCUGCAAAUGAGUGGAGCUGUUCGCGAGCGGCUCGGCUUUCGACUCAAGAAAAGUUCGUUCAAAACUCGGCUCGUUUAUUUUUCUUCGCGAACCUCAGUUGGAAGAUUAGCCCACGACAUUGUGCUUUUCUAAGGUGAAAGGAAAAUGGCUCGUAUAUUUAUAGAGAGAAAUGAAAACUAGUUCGUCUCCUUCUUGGCUUCGGAAUGAGUAAUACGGAAAGGAAAAGGCCAAAAGGGUUACCAUGAGAAGAAAGUUCUUUCUGUUCCCGUUCCCGUUCAUGAAAGUUGCAGAUCGUAUUUCCCGCCAUUUCUCCGGCGCUCAACGGAUUCGAAACUUGGUUCAAUGCCUCCACCGCGAACCGGCUCCAGGAGUCGGCGGCGCAUGUCUGACGGAAGACACAUGCGGCAAAACUCUGGACGAAUUCCCAGACCUCGCAACGUUGAGGAAGUUGCACUCCAUGAUCUUGGUUGACCACAAUCUACGCUCGAAUCCUUCGCUCGGGAUCAAGCUGAUGAGGGCCUACGCAGCUUGCGGCCGUCCCAGAGUCGCACGCCAUGUGUUCGACGAAAUCGCCGACAAGAAUGUCGUCUUCUUCAACGUCAUGAUCAGGAGCUACGUCAACAACCGCCUUCACCGGGAGGCUCUGGCUGUUUACCACAGCAUGUGGAGUCUCGGAUUCGCUCCCGAUCACUACACGUUUCCUUGCGUUCUGAAGGCGUGUUCAGGGUCUGAUGAUUUGCGGCUCGGGGUUCAGAUUCACGGCUGCAUUGUUAGAGUCGGGCUGGAUUCCAAUCGGUUUAUUAACAACUGUCUGGUGGCUGUGUACGGGAAGUGCAAGCGCUUGAAGGAUGCCCGCCAAGUGCUUGAUGAAAUGCCCGAUAGAGAUGUGGUCACGUGGAACUCCUUGGUCGCUGGGUAUGCUCAGAGCGGACGGUUCGAUGAGGCACUGGGUUGUUGUAGAGAGAUGGAAGCUGCCAAAAUGAAACCUGAUUCUUCCACGAUGGCUAGCCUCUCGCCUGCGGUGACAAACACAUCGCAGGACAACGUGUCCUAUGUUAAGGACAUGUUUACGAAGAUGGCGAACAACAAGAGCUUGGUUCCUUGGAACGUGAUGAUUUCCGUGUACGUGAACAACUCCAUGCCUAAUGAAGCAGUCGAUCUGUUUUCGCAGAUGGAGGUGCAGGGCUUGGAACCUGAUGCAGUCACUAUAUCCACAGUUCUCCCAGCAUGUGGAGACGUUUCAGCUGCAUCGUUAGGAAGGAAAAUCCACGAUUAUGUAGUACGAAAGGCCCUCCGUCCUAAUCUGCUUCUGGAGAAUGCCCUGAUCGAUAUGUACGCCAAAUGUGGGUGCUUGAUUGAGGGAAGAAAAGUGUUUGAUGAAAUGCAGGUUCGUGACGUUGUUUCAUGGACCUCGAUGAUCUCUGCUUAUGGCAGAAGCGGUCAAGGGGAUCAAGCUGUCCAGCUCUUCUCACAAAUGCAGGAAUCCGGUUUGAAUCCUGAUUCGAUUGCAUUCGUUUCAGUUCUGGCUGCUUGCAGUCAUGCAGGAUUAGUGGAUAAAGGGAUGUACUACUUCGAUCUAAUGGCUGAGCACGGGAUACCGCCUAUGGUGGAACAUUAUGCUUGUGUUGUAGAUCUUCUGGGGCGAGCUGGGCGAAUAGACCAGGCGUAUCGGUUCAUAACGCAGAUGCCUAUGGUGCCAAGUGAACGAGUUUGGGGGGCACUUUUAUCUGCAUGCAGCGUCUAUUCCAACAUGGAUGUUGGGCUCCUAGCAGCUGACCAGCUCUUCAAACUAGCUCCCGAGCAAUCAGGCUACUACGUGUUGCUAUCCAAUAUCUAUGCCAAGGCUGGCAAAUGGCAGAAUGUGGAUAUAAUCAGAUCAGUUAUGAUGAGCAAAGGAAUCACAAAAGUGCCAGCGAUUAGUAAUGUUGAGAUUGAAGGCCGAGUUCAUUCGUUUCUCGCUGGUGAUCGGUCUCAUCCACAGUCCAAGGAGAUCUACGAGGAGCUCGAUGCCUUGGUUGGGAAGAUGAAGGAGUUGGGUUACACUCCAGAGACUAAUUCUGCUUUACAUGACGUGGAGGAAGAGGAUAAAGAAGGGCAUCUGGUGGUUCAUAGUGAGAAGUUGGCCAUUGUGUUCGCUCUUCUGAAUACUAAGCCUGGGAUGACGAUCAGAAUCACCAAGAAUCUCCGUGUUUGUGGGGAUUGUCAUGUUGCUAUCAAGCUGAUGUCCAAGAUCACUGGACGUGAGAUCAUUGUUAGAGAUACCAACCGCUUCCAUCGUUUCUCCAACGGAAUCUGCUCUUGUGGAGAUUACUGGUGAAGAAGGUGGCGAUUUUGUCAUCAGAAGGCGACUGAACAGCAGUUCCUAGUUCCGGUUGCUUGGAGAGUUCAUGUCAAGUGAUGGACUACAGGAAAAAACGGAGGGACCGUAUUUGGUUGGGUCGCAGGCAGCCAGCUCCAAGCCUGGAGCAGCUGUGAAAUCGUGUGCAUUCGAUGAAAUAAUUGGGCUUAGGCCAGAUGUGAAGUGAUUUCAUAAUGCACAGCAGCCCCAAACUAACAAGUACAAGCUGCAAGCACGAAUAAACAAGACAACACUUCAAUGGUUCAUCAAUGCUCCCCAACAAUGGCCAAUCGAAUUGUAAUCGUAUCGGUGUUCUUCUGCUGUAAGUGCAAGACUUCAAUCUAUCAACAGUCAUGGCAGCGCUGCAGAUCAUUCAAAGAAUGGCUUAUUGGCUUACCAGCACCGAUAAGGUUGGCAUGAUUUACCCCACUAGUAGGACUAUUGCAUUUCCAAGUCAACCAUUCAGAAAUCAGCCUCCAUCCUCCAUUUCACCUUUCCUAAUUUAUCAAAUGCAAGUUGCUCAACCUUUGCUGUACUUUGAUUGGUCAACUCCAAUAUCCUCCCCAUCUUCAUAAAUGUCCUUGCACGACCGUAGUGCAUACACAUUCAGCGCCAUUGCAUAUGCAGUUGCUCUCUUUGAACUUUUCUUCGGUCUUCUAAGCUGAAUUGUUCUCCCAUUCUCUCUGUCGCCCACUGCUGGGAAAAAAAAAAAAACAACUAUAUUUUAGUUAUCUGAGGGGGUGAAGUCAGCGAAAUCAGACCGUCUGAUCACACCCACC